UGAACGGGAUGUUGUGGUUAGCUGAUGGCUAACAUGCUCUUAACAUAUUCCGCUUAUGUUCUUUGUUUAAAACACAGUCAAGACAAAUGUCUGCGCCCUCCGCACCGGGGACGUUAAAUAUCAGGGAUUUAAAUUCACCGACCGUCUCGACAAGUAAAGCGCCAACUUCAGCGGCGUUAGUCGCACAGGCCCGCGUCAAGAAACGAGCAGUUAGCCCCGCGAACCCCACAGCCCCCCAACCAAAUAACAACAGCAAAAAAAGAAAAACACAGCCCUCAGCGUCAACAACACAAGCUCAGGUUGUUCCUGUGGAGGAAACUGCUGAAGGCAGCAAAUCAGUAGUUGAUACAGAAUCUACUACUAAGGCUCUUCCUUUUAAAAACCCCAAUUUCGUGCACUCGGCUAUUGGUGGCGCAGCAGCAGGAAAGAAGAAUCGGACAUGGAAGAAUCUGAAGCAGAUUCUGGCAGCGGAGAAAGCUCUUCCCUGGAAAGCUACUGAUCCUAACUACUGUACCAUAGAUGCACCUCCUUCUAUGAAACCUUCUAAAAAGUACUCCGACAUCUCUGGUCUGCCGGCAAACUACACUGACCCUCAGACCAAACUGUGCUUUGCAUCGACAGAGGAGUUUUCCUACAUCCGGCAAUUACCCACAGACGUAGUAACCGGAUACCUGGCUCUCCGCAAAGCAACCUGCAUUGUGCCGUGAGAGAGAAUGUCUUCCACGUGUACAGGCUCACUGACUCUUGGAUACUACAGGAUAUGAAGGAUCCACAUACUCAGAUCAGACACUAAUCCAAUUGAAUAUUGUAAAUAUUUGUGCUUAUCUUGUAGGGUGAAACUGAUUGGCGAAUUACCCCUCUUUCUAAGUUCUGGACUUUCAUUUGACUACUACUUUUCUUUGAACUAUGUUUUAAUACACACAAAAAUAUGGACUGAAUUCACCUUAUACUGCAAGCGUUAACUCCAAACCAAAUCCUUUCUAAGAACACAGUAUGUCUAAAAAAUAAAAAGAUGGUUAAAAAGACAUUUGUCUCAAAGUGCUCUGAAAGUAGCAGAUCAUUAUGGUAGAAAAAAAUGUUUAUUGUGGGUUGGUCUGUAGAGCUGGUUUGCGCAUGGGAAGUUGUUUAAAGGAAAAGUCUUGCUGGAAAAAAAAUACUAUAUAGGCCCAGUAAACUGCUGUCUGCAACUUUCGUCUUUAUAUCACCUCUAAAACUUAAUAUUAUCUCUGAAACUUAAUUCAAACCUAAAAUGAUUUUAACAUGAUUGUGAAUGACAACCAUUUAAAAAAAUUGAAAACAGAAAUGGGUUUCGUAUAGCACCAUCUGGUGGCUCGAGGAGGGACUGGGAACAAUGUUGCUUCUAUGGUUUAAGUUUCUAAAUGACUGUAUUAAUAUUGUACUUUCUGAUAUUUGGCCACCUUCAGCAAAACUCCAGUAGCCCAUAUGUAUACAAUGACAGCUUUUUUGUAUUUAACAAUCUUUAUUGUUUUUUACAUAAAUGGCUGUUUUCUUGAUCUGACCCAUUGGAAAACCACGCCUCAUGUUACAUAAGUGACUAAUUAGAAUUCUUCACACUCUAAAAUUUGACUCUACAGUCUUGUUUAGGCCCCAGCGAGGAUCGAACUCGCGACCCCUGGUUUACAAGACCAGUGCUCUAACCACUGAGCUAUGGAGCCAUACCUGUUGUGCUUUCUUCCUUUCCAUAUGAAAGGUAGUCACACCUUGUUGCACAUUUGAAGAGGCGUGUCUAAUAUUUACCUGCAGCUUCAGGAAACAUCUGACAUUCAAUUGUUUAAGGAAUGACAGGCAGAUGAAUUAUCUGUAGUGCAUGACAGCCUACUCAUUGUGCAUUACAUCAUCUGAAAUGACGUUGAAAUAGUUCAGUAAUCAGUAUAGAGGUCAUAGCUAUCCUUUAUCAGGAAUAAAGCACAGCCAUUGACUCAUUAUCAGCAUCCAGCAAUGAGAAAAAAUCCCAACUUUCAAACUACCACAAAAUCCUAAAGAUUAUCCUUAAGAACUUGUUGCUUAAGAAAUAAGGGUGGCAGAUGAAAGGGGAUGGGCCAAAAAAUAAAGAGAUAACGGCAAAUUUCCUGAUUGGUACGAAGUAAGGAACACCUCUUGAAGUUUGGUUAUAACUGUUGAUGCAAAGCACUCUAUUGUUAGAUGUCUUCUAAGCAUCUAACUUUGUUGACUCGAGCAAUAAAGUUUUGGC
Triplophysa rosa is the source of this 2212-nucleotide messenger RNA. RefSeq names its product INO80 complex subunit C (gene ino80c). The transcript has 5 exons. Bases 87 to 707 code for a protein of 206 amino acids. Gene Ontology annotation, biological process: chromatin remodeling. The record is from RefSeq and is a predicted model, not a curated record. Lineage: Eukaryota; Metazoa; Chordata; Actinopteri; Cypriniformes; Nemacheilidae. Gene Ontology annotation, cellular component: Ino80 complex.